AUGUUGAAGGAAUUAUCGAAUUUAAUACCAGGAUGUUAUGGACAAGAUGACAGACAAACGAAGAAAUUUAUUACUGAUAAACUAUUAUUAUUCAUGCCAUUAGGUUCAAAUACGUCGUCAGAAAUUACUCGUUUAUUUGAAGAAUUGAAACAUUCGGAUCAUCAUUUUAAAGAUAACGUAUCGGUGCUAUUAACAUUCAACGGUAGUCGUGUAUCGUCGAAAGAAAUCUUCUCUGAAAGUCAAGAACGUUUUAAUGAAAUGUGGAAUAAUAUUGAAAUAACUGACAAGCUGGAAUUAGAGAGCGGGUCACAGUUGAAAAAAUUAACUGAACGACUAAACUUUUACGAAACACAUGUUGUACUUGAUAAUCUUAUCUCUUCUAUUCGUGAUCUGAUAGAAGGUAAAAUGAACACUCAAUAUCUUCUAAAGCAAGAAAAAGUUAAACUCGAACACAGAACACUACUAGCACAAUCGGUACAUUUCGUCAUGAAUCCGAAUAUGUUAUUAAAACGAACACCCAAUGAGAUGAACAAUUUUGUUAAAAGAAUUACAAUUAUGCUUUCGAAAAAUGUCGUUAUCGGGAAUAUUGUUAUUUCAAGUUAUGUUAGACCAUCGUUAAAUAAUUUCGAUGAUAACAUUUUUCGAAAUUGUUUUCGAUAUCCAUUAGCUAAUGGUUCAACACUAGAUAUUAGCGAAGAGAACUGUGUGAAACGUAUUGUUGAUAAGAAAACAACGGGAAGAGAGAAUAUAUCAUCCUUUGAGAAAAAUGAUAAAGCAGUAUGA
Molecule: messenger RNA, 783 nt
Organism: Didymodactylos carnosus
Lineage: Eukaryota; Metazoa; Rotifera; Eurotatoria; Philodinida; Philodinidae
Source: the annotation of a GenBank genome assembly